UACCAUACCGUCCAAAAUCCUAAUUUCCUGUACUUUGCUAGCUAGCUUGUGAUCCACAAGUAACGAAAACCUGUUCAUGAUCUAGGGAAAUGCAAAAUCACAUCCAUGUGACUGGCAAAUGGGAAUUGAUUUUUGAGCGGAAGCGACCAUGUUUUUAAUAAUUCGUCGAUUCUAAAAUGGCCUGCAGACUUGUGUCGAAACAAAGGAAUUAUAGAAGCUGAAAUAUAGGACCAUCACAAUGUGAGGUGUUGCAAAUAGGCAACGUCAGCCUACAUUGACGUGGAACAGGAUACAUAUUCUGACAGUGCUGGAUCAUUGAUCUCAACCGCAGAAUCAUAUCUCUAACUAAACAUCUAUUGUAAUCAGUUAGUGUCUGAAUUGGUAACCAAUUCAACUCUUCUGUGUAGCCUGCAGUUGAACAGAGGCAAUCCGCUUACAUGAAGAGUUCAAUUUUAGAGUGAAUCAUUGGUUGUGUGUGAUGUUGAUGAGGAUCUAGUGAAAAAACUGCGGGCGUUUCGUUUCCGAAAGGAGACCAACAAUGCCGCCAUUAUCAUGAAGAUUGACAAGGACCGACAGCUGGUAAUCCUUGAUGAGGAACAUGAGGACAUUUCUCCUGAUGACUUGAAGGAUGAACUCCCAGAAAGACAACCAAGAUUUGUGGUCUACAGUUAUAAGUAUGUGCACGAUGACGGACGGGUGUCCUACCCUCUCUGCUUCAUCUUUUCAAGUCCUGUUGGUUGCAAACCAGAACAACAAAUGAUGUACGCUGGGAGCAAAAACAAACUGGUUCAAACAGUAGAAUUAACUAAGGUGUUUGAGAUCAGGAAUACUGAAGACCUGACUGAGGAGUGGCUGAGGGAGAAGCUGGGAUUUUUCCGCUAGUCGCUCUCGACCUCCCUACCCCACCCCGCAGCAUCGGAGGAGAGGACAAGCGAGGGCGACGCACGUUACUCAAGGGGAGAACAAAUCCUAAUCCAUUUUCUUUACCACAGUUAACUAUCUGCUCUGUCUUAACCUCCACCACCUUCCCUAAAUCCGAAGUCUUAACUUUCACCAACCCAGUGUAGAUCUGAUACAUGUGUACACAGGACCCAAACUACAUCAAAAAGGCAAAGAUGAAACUUGAGAGUUGAAAACCUCUUUAGAAACAGACAUUUGGUUCCAGACAAAACUAACUCAUGAGAUUUUUGUGAUUGUCUAGUAUUGAUUCAACACUGCCAUUUACCUCACUACGAUCCGCCAUUAAGUCAUUUGACAGUUCUAUCCAACACACUAAUCUGGAAAAGGGUUGUUAACUCUAAAAUGUGGACCCAUGUUUAAAAUACAGACAUACAGUUAAAAGUGAAUGCACAACAGACAAACCUGGACAGACAGUCUAGUUUCUUUUGUUUUAAUUUGUAUGUGGAAAAGGGCAUUGUGAUAUCCGUGAUUUAUCUGACCAAUGAAAAGUGAAACACUAAGUAGUCACAAAAAAAUACAUUUUGCGCCACCCUACGUACUGUUGCAGAAGAUGAUGAAAAUUAUUAGGUGGUUAUGGGUUCAGACAGUAUUUCCCGUUGUGAUACAAUAAUUGUUCUAAAUGGACAACAACUGUGACCAAAUAUUUCUCCAUCCUUUUUUAUUGAUAGAUGGGCCCAGCUAUGUUACUUGAUCCAAGUAAGCCCAAGGAAAGAGAGAGUGAUAACAUAAGCACCAUUGGGAGAGCAUUUGGGGUUUUCUAUAAUGUGACCAUAUUUAGAUGUUACACACUUGAUAUCCAGCAAGCAGAUCUUUUAUUCUGUUCUCCAAACUACUUUUCAAGCAUAGAGCUGUGAAAACUAGAGUUGCACCCCACUGGAGAUGCUCCUAGAGCGCUCUGUCACUCCAUGGUGCAUUGUGGGUGUGUCUGUCUGGGGUGUGCACUGUAUUUGUUCAUCUCUCUCUCUUUGAAGAGGUCAGUAUGUAUAAACAAACUCGUUUGUAACUCAUUAAUAUUUUCUCUCUUACUAAACAACUGUGAGACUGAAAGUAAUAAUAAAAAAAACAACGAAUGUCUCACAACACGCUUGGAUUAAUGUUGAAUUUUUAUAUAUUUACACUAAACAACAGAAUCUUCUAAGAAUGCAUUAAACACUGGAUUAGUUUGGAAUGUUUACAGAAAACUAUGAAAAGCUAAUCUAAGGAUUUAUUUUAAAGGUCUGAGUUCAUGCUAAAAUAUUAACACAUUUAUACCUCCUCAAAACUCAGUAUAUUGUGUUCUGCAUUGUAUGUCUGAUGAUGGCACAUGCACAUUGCCGAGUUUUUUUGGGACAUAACUUGUUUUUGUAUCUAACUUGAAUGAGAUGGUUAGAGUGAUAGGAAGGUUAUUCAUUUUGUUUCAAACCAACUUUACUUGAGUGUGUCUUAAAAAUGUAACCAAUGUUUGUUUUUUGGUCCAACUUGCUUGGAAUUUAAUUAAUUAGAGGUUUCAUUUAUAAAUUGUUUGAUACAAUGGUUCUCAUUGACAUGCCCCAAAUGUGGCAGAUAUUGUUGAAUAUCCUUAUUAAAUCACAAUUUUACAUGAACACACAUUUUUGAUGUUCCAGUUCUCUAAUAACUCAACAGAUAUCAGGUGUCUUCAGGUGGUUGCAGCAGUGUAUUGGGGUGUAAGACUGUGUGUGUGUGUGUGUGUGUUUGUGUGCGCACGCACAGAGAUGGCAUUAGGGAUAAUGUGUUCCACUGUGUCCUUUUGAAAACAGUCACAUUUCAUAACAGAAAAUCUCUGCGCUGUCCAAACACAAUGUUGUGGACACACUGGGUGCUUUAAUCUCAGUAAUUGCGGUGGAACACAGAUUUAAGUGAGAUUUAAAUAUCUGCAAUUUUGGGCCAAAUAGAUAUCAUGUGUAGAUUAUGUGAAAUUACCCAGAUGGGUAAUCUGGUCAGUUUUAGGGUAAUAUUGAUUUAAUUGAAUUUUAUUUAAUAUUGAUUUAGUUGUUCUUUUGGUUAGAUUUCCCCAAACAAUUACCAUAACUGCAACUACAAGAAUAAUUUAUCUUUUUCUCCAUUUCUCAUUUGAGCUUUCUCUUUAAGCAACUGCAUACAAAAACUGUCUCCUGCAGACAAAAAUUGAAUCCUGUUUUUAUUAUUAUUAUAUGUUGAAGUUAUUCACAGGUUAAACAAUCAGUAAUGUUAUCACCCAUGUUUUUUUAAGUACCCCUGUGAAUUUUGAUUCUGCUGUUUACCACUGCUAUCCCAUAUAUAAUAACUGUCCUAAGAGGAUGUUUCAGCCAUCGAAAACACUGUAAAAAUAUAUGCAUGCAUUUCUUAGUGUGCUUGUCUUGAGGUUGCCUGUGUCAACAUACACACCCUGAAACAUAAUAUCACUUUGUUUUUCAGUGUGAACAUAAACAUGAAGAAGAGUAAUACUUUGCAUACUGCAAGCAAUGAUUCAUAAAAAUGACAGUGCAUGAGGGAUACCAUUAGAAUACUUUAAACUGUGAAGGCAGAUUCUUGCAGAGUUCAUGACUGGUGGUUGGGUAGCAUUCAAUUCACUGACCAAAACACUUUGACUUUAGCCUAGAAAUCUAGACGCACCCUAGUGGCAGCAAAUUACAUUUUUAUGUGGGUCUGGCUCGUCAGGCUACUUUGACUUGUCAGUUCUAUCGACACUCUGUGGAAGUGAUUAAUCUUUUUCUCAUCAUUAGAGAUAUUUGGUGAAUCUAGUUAGUAAGUCCACCUCUGUAGCCUGCCCUGAGGUAAAAUAUUGUUAUUUUCCUUUUUAUGUUUUGGGAAAGAUUGCAAGUAUACUCAAGUAUUCAAGAGCAUUUUUUUUUAUUUCUUUAAUUAGCUUUUCCAAAAUGGUUCCCCAUCAGGAUUGCUGCCUCCUUGUCCCACACCGUGCUGAAUAGCUUUCUCUCUGUCCUACUCCCCCACUCACCCCAACCUGUAAUGAUGUGUCUCCAUAUGUGGCCUGUUUUACAUGAUAUAUGAUGGAUGUGUACUUUUUUUACUUUAACACAUUGCUGUUUGAGAUCAAGUGCUUAUUUGUAUUUUCUAUAUAAAAAAGCAACAAUACAGUGUUUGUGUCAUGUAGAACAUUGUUCCUUGCCCAGUGCAGUCUGUGAUGAUGUAUUUGAGAUGUCUGUAUUUUUCCAUAAUUUAUACAGUGUCUCAACAGUGUACUCCCAAUAAAACAGAAGCAUUGUC
Molecule: messenger RNA, 4164 nt
Organism: Alosa alosa (allis shad)
Lineage: Eukaryota; Metazoa; Chordata; Actinopteri; Clupeiformes; Clupeidae
Gene: gmfb
Product: glia maturation factor, beta
Exons: 7
Coding region: 553-882 (109 amino acids)
Biological process (GO): negative regulation of Arp2/3 complex-mediated actin nucleation; actin filament debranching
Cellular component (GO): actin cortical patch
Molecular function (GO): actin binding; Arp2/3 complex binding
Source: RefSeq, a predicted model, not a curated record